Olea europaea var. sylvestris is the source of this 2180-nucleotide messenger RNA. RefSeq lists its product as uncharacterized. The transcript is spliced from 6 exons. The record is from RefSeq and is a predicted model, not a curated record. NCBI's taxonomy places the organism in Eukaryota, Viridiplantae, Streptophyta, Magnoliopsida, Lamiales, Oleaceae. Bases 467 to 1660 code for a protein of 397 amino acids.
ACAGCGCGUGAAAUACAAACACCUCACCCACUGAUCGCCACCCAUACCAUAAUCGUUCAAUUUUUUGUUCUUACUUGUCCAUCUUCUUCUACCCAUCGAUUCUCUCUCUCUCUCUCUCUCUCUCUCUCUAUACAUACAUUUUAAUAUCAUAUGUAAACAUCUAUCUGCGAAGAAGUUGGGAUAAUUUUUUAGAAGAAACAUCGUUGCAAGGGUUUUUACCAAGAAUCUUUCGAUUCAUUAAUUUUGUCGACAUCAAUCUCUGAUUCCGCUUCUCAUCUUUGAAACACAAUUUCAUUUUGAAUCAAUAACAUACGUUUUUAUCUAACGUUUUUUACUUCUCGGGAUUAAAUUCAUUGAUACAUAUAUAUUAGAGGUAGAUACAAAGAAAAUUAUUUUCAGAGGGUUUAGAGAAACACACCCAUUGAUUAAAUUAUUGAUAAGUUUUUGGUUUUAUUAAAGAAGAGGGAUGUUGGGGGCAGGAUUGCAGUUUAGCAGGAGUAGAAAUGGAGAUGAUCGGUUUUAUAGCGCCGCUAGGGCUCGCCGGAGCCAAGAUCAUUUGCGGAGAUCUCAAGAUAGGAGUCGAGCCGAUGAGAAGGAGAAGACCGAGAGGACUGCUUUCUCGCCUAUGUUUGAACCGGCCUCCUUGUGUAAUCUGGAACGGUUCCUGGAGUCAAUAACACCCUCGGUGCCGGCUCAACGAUUAUCCAAGACAUCGUUGAGGGGAUGGAAAAAUAGCAGUGAGGAGCGUCAAUCAUACUUUGUGCUCGGCGAUUUGUGGGAAUCAUUCAAGGAAUGGAGUGCAUAUGGUGCAGGAGUGCCAUUGAUAAUGAAUGACAGUGACCUUGUGUUCCAAUAUUAUGUGCCCUAUUUAUCGGGUAUACAAUUAUAUGCUGAUCCUUCAAGGAGUAUGGCAAAUUCAUGGAGACUUGGGGAGGAAAGUGAUGGUGACUAUUUUAGGGAUUCAAGUAGUGAUGGAAGCAGCGAUUACGAACUGGAUAGAGGCAGCUUCACCCAUUCAGAUGGGCAACGGAGCUUUCAUCAUCACACAAGUGAUAGUACUCAGAGAAUAGAUCCAUUGUCUGUGAGAGACCAUUGUAUGGCAUAUCAAGAAAGCAUUUCUAGUGAUGAAGGUGAACCUGGAAGUUCACGAAGUCACUUGUUGUUUGAGUAUCUUGAACGGGACCAACCUUAUAGUCGGGAACCGUUGGCAGACAAGAUAUGCGAUCUUGCUCUCCGUUUCCCUGAACUAAAAACGCUCAGAAGCUGUGAUCUACUACCAUCCAGUUGGAUUUCUGUAGCAUGGUAUCCCAUCUAUAGGAUACCAAUGGGACCAACGCUCAAAGAUUUGGACGCUUGCUUUCUGACCUUUCAUUUUCUUCAAACACCCUUGACAGAUUCGUUGAAUCCCUCCAUCUCUCACACAGGGAGUGAAACUAUACAUACUUCAGUUGUCUCGUAUUCCAAUGAGAGGGAGGAAGGUGUGCCAAAGAUUUCAUUGCCAGUUUUUGGGCUAGCCACAUAUAAAUAUAAAGUAUCAUUGUGGACCCCAAAUGCAGGAUAUCAGCGCCAACUGGUGCCCUCCCUUCUUCAGGCUGCUGAUGAUUGGCUAAAAUCACUGCAGGUCAAUCACCCAGAUUUCCUUUUCUUCAGCCGUAAGUGAUUCUAGAUAUUGCUUCCCUUCUGUCUUAGCUCCAAUAUUUGAGGAAGAAGCACAAGUCUUGCUAAGGGGAUCUGCAAGAAAGCUUGAUGAACGGGUUAUAUGUAUUGUAUUUAGAAUAAUAUAAAUCAAAAAAGAAUAAAAAAUCAAAAUGGCUGCAGAAAAAAGAAAGUAGAAAAAGGGAUGAUUGCGAAUGCUGGAGAAGAAAGAUUGAUGAACAAAGAAUACAAAAAGAUUUGGGGGUUAUGGAAAGUUGAAGGCUGUUUUGCAGCGCUCUGAUUGUUUAGAAAGUGGGGUGUCUGCUGUAUCUCUUUCCCCUGUGUUUGUUUUAUAGAACAGGCAAUUUUUUUCUGUCCUGAUUAUCAGUAGUAGAUUAUAAUUUAUUUCUGCACUUUUAAGGGGAUUUUGAUAGAAAAUCAGACCAAGUGCAAGGUUUAGGCCCAUAGUCAUGUACACAAACUGUGUGUUUAACUGUAACUUUGGAAUGAAAAAGGUAGGCUCUAGGUGUAUCAUUCUCUCUUGA